Messenger RNA from Staurois parvus, 423 nucleotides. Lineage: Eukaryota; Metazoa; Chordata; Amphibia; Anura; Ranidae. The record is from the annotation of a GenBank genome assembly.
CCGCUUUCUACAGUUAAGGUACAAAAGGAUGAGCCAGUGAUUAAAAAUGAACCCGAAGAACCUCGCCAGCUGUUCUGGGCAACCAUGGCAGAAGAGGAUGAACAGGAAUGGUUCACUCUGAAAGUCAACCAGAUCUUUGCCGAGUGUCAGAAGCUAAUAGAUGAGGGUAUUCCAAAGGAAGAAAUCCUAUCCAUACUGGAAAAGCAGGUUGAGAAUAUUCCGGAAGCAAAGAAGCUUUCCAGAUAUUGGGAAUGUCUGGCACGUCUUGAACAGAGGGAAGGCCAGCCAUAUAGAGUAAUUGACGUGUGUGAGAAAGCAGUGGCAGCUGGGGCACAGCCUCUAGAAGAGCUGAGAGCCAUUCUUGCAAAUACACUGGAACAGUUGAAGACUGAGCCUGGAGAGAACCAAAAGAAUGAGAGUGAG